This is a messenger RNA of Spirometra erinaceieuropaei, 1134 nucleotides long. The record is from the annotation of a GenBank genome assembly. Lineage: Eukaryota; Metazoa; Platyhelminthes; Cestoda; Diphyllobothriidea; Diphyllobothriidae.
AUGUUACUUCCGUUCCAUUUCCUCCAUAUAUAUCCUCUGCAUGUAACCAAUAGGGAUUUCAAAGGUACACACCUACUUUCCCUGAAAUAUACUGAUACUGAUACUGACCUAAAAAAUCAGUGUGCUUCAGCGCUACCUAAGAACGUAUUCGAGGAUGUGCAGCAAAGAAUCUACGCAACCACCAAAGAUGCUAGAUUGAAGAAGAGACUUGAUCUCCAGGAGAAACUCCAAUCACUUCUCCGUCCUACGAACGAAGGGAAUUUGACCACGAGAAUUGUCAACCUAUCGAAGAGGAGUCUCUCACCUGCGGAAAUCACCCUCCUUUCAAAGGGAAUAGGAUUUAAUCAUACGGAUGCCGCACCUACCGACUUCCUACUGGCCUCCAACCUUCCGGAAGACAUGCGCGGAAACAUACGGUGCUGCGCCACCGGUAUUAUCCGACAAAAAAGAUACCAACAAAAUCUGCCGGCCGAAGAAGCACAAGGAUUACGAUCAUUGAAGUCAGAUCACAGUAUUGUCGUUGUUCCCGCUGACAAGGGUGACGCUACUGUCAUCAUGGACAAAAUUGAAUACGUUAACAAGGCGAAUGAAAUCUUCAGUGACAUGGAGGCCUAUACCCUUCUCGCCGAAGACCCGACGAAAAAGCAAGCCGCAGCCAUCAAGAAAAGCGUUAAUGAGCUCGCUCGCCUGAAAGUUAUCAGUCCAGAUGACUCCAAGUUGAUGACCCUCAGUGAUCCCCAUAUCGCACACGCGUAUAGCCUCCCGAAAGUGCACAAGGUGGAUGUCCCGCUGAGGAUUAUAGUGCCACUCAUCGGAUCACCAACUUACAAUAUAGCUAAGUGGUUGUACAAUCAUUUGAAGCGGCUCACUCAUGGAUCAGACUACAGCAUUAACAACUCUCAAACAUUCCUCCGCAGGAUGCAAGGCUUCAAAGUAAGUACUGAUGAAUGCUUCCUGUCCUUUGACGUCGUUGCCUUGUUUUCUUCCAUACAACACGAUUUGGCAGUUGAAUGCGCAACCCAACGCCUACAGAACAAUCCUAUUGAGAUCCCAACACAGCAUGUUAUCGAACUGCAAAAUCUUUGCCUUAGGCACUAUUGUCAAUUCGAUAAUAAGUACUACGAACAGGUAUAG